AUGACGCUAGAUCUAUGGGACUUUGCAGGACAACAUCUUUAUUACGCUUCAUAUCCUGUGUUUUUGACGAAAAGAGCAAUUUAUCUGUUGGUCUACAAUUUGAACAAGCCACUUGAAGCGGAGGCACUACCCUCUUUUAAACGAGAAAAUUGCGAAGUUCGUCUAAGGAAUCCAAAUUCCGAGACAAAUUUAGACAACCUCAUGUCAUGGCUUGCUUCAGUAAGUACUAUGUGUUCACAACAAACGAAAGCUGGUAAAGAGGAAGAGAGGGAGCUCGAAUACCUGCGUCCUCCAGUAUUCAUUGUAGGAACACAUGCUGAUGAGCCAUAUAAAAGUAAUAUCAAGGACAUUGAAUCAGAGAUCCAGAAAGCGAUUUCAGGAAAAAGCUUUGCAAACCAUGUGAUUCGUCCUUUCUUCGCCAUUUCUAACAAGCCAGGUUCAGAUGAAAAGCAGCUCGUCGCUCUUAAGGACAAAAUAAUCGAGGUGAUAAAGCAGGAGCCAUACAUGGUAGAGGAGUUGCCACUUCGGUAAGUUUUGUCAUAAAAGAUCACUCCAAAGCAGUUUCGUCCUGUGUAAUAUCAUAUUUCCACGCUGUGAAUUUGUUUGCGAUGAUCUUGAAAGUUACAACCAAUUGCAAAACUACUGUGGCACUUCGACGAAAACCGGCCUUUUUACAUCAAAUAGCUGCUAGGUUCACAUCUCCGAAAAUAACACGUAGUCCCUCUCUCCCCUCCAUUCAAAGUCUUUCAUCCAAGUUUUCAGCAUUUUACAAGAGGAUCACAAGCACAAGAUCAUGCACAGGCCAAACGAGGUAGUGUGUCAAGUAUUUUUGCAAAUGGUCGUAGCUUCUUCAAAACACCAUUCCAGGUGCAACUUUAUGUUCAAUCUUGAUUUGCUAGGAUGUUACUAAGACGAGUAACGAAGAACUACUAACGAGCACGGAGAACGGGAAAAUUAAAACAAAAUGGCAACAAAGCAGAGAAUGGGUAAUCAAUUUACUGAUACAGCUAGGGUAGACGUUAAGUUUUGUUACCAUUUUUCAAGUCCCUUUACCCGUGCUCGUUCCGCUGUCCCCGUUGCUUGUUUUAGUUACAUCCGAUUUAAAAAACCUUUCUAUACAUAUGCGCCUUUUACCUUGUCUCAAACUUUCAUUCAGAAUGCUGUUCAAUUUAACGCUAAACCUAACUCACGGACUGGUUAAAAUGACGAUUUCGAGACUCAAGAAUAACCUCAGCGGAGAUAUUUCUGACGCUCCCACAUUCCUUGAGCCAUUCGUAUGCCUUUUUCGGUCAUAACUUCGUUUUUCCUGCAGGUGGUUCAAUUUUGAGAAGGUCAUUAAAAGCUUGGUUGCAGCGAACAUACAGUACUUGGGCCUAAAGGAUCUACGGACGAUUGUUCGGAAAGUAUGCUUCAUCGAAGACGAGAAGGAGAUGAACACCAUGCUGGAUUUUUAUCACGACCUUGGAAUCAUUGUUAAACACCGAAACACAGUUAUACUGCAGUCCCAAUGGCUAAUUGAUAUUUUCAGGAAACUUAUAACCAUCCGUCAUUUCAACGAUAUGGUAAUUAAAAAGUAAAACUUUUGGGAUAAAUGGGCUAAUUUUCUUAGGAUUUAUUAGUAUGAACAUUGUUGGGGGUUACAGAAAAAUCUAUGCAACAUCGCAGAAAUUUACCAACACACAGCUUAUCUCCAUAGGCGCACGGGCUAAGGGGGAGGGAGAAGGGGGCAAGAUUCCACACAAACGCUCCAUUAUUCGGGAAAACCUCACUCGGGAUAAGACUUAAAAACAAAAAGGAAAUCAAACAAAGAGUUUUAGUAUGAACACACUCAGUGAUCUUGGUAAUUUAAGCAAUCUGAUUAGUUUGUUAUCUCGGACUAUUCAAAAAUAUUCACCUCCUUGCGAGUGGAUAAUGUGUGAGCUCGGUUUUUUUCUUAAUUUUUAAAGAACGAUCUUUUAAAAGAACGAAACAACAAACCUUUUCGGCUAUAAACUUGGCGAGUCAACAGAAAACAACAAAGCUUUACUUCUUCUCAGGUAAGGAAACAAUUCAAACUUUUAACGGUUCCAUUUAAGCCAUUACGCUGUUGUUUGCGAAGUGAUAAGCUUGUAUGUGAAUUACCAUGUUUGAAAAUUCUACAAACUUUCGCUUGAUUUGAUCUGUCAAUCAAAUCAUACCCGCCUUUUUAAUGGUUUCCUCUCUGAUUUUGUUGAGAUCACUUCGUGUGUAUACACUAAAACAAUUAUUCUUUUCAAUCUCGGUGAAUAGUGGCUUUAGGAAUAUUUACCUCGAUUUCAAAGGAUAAUUGUUAAUGUAAUCACGACAGUCGUUUCUAAACGUCAGUCUAAAUGCGCACUUGUCAAAUCUAGAUGCGUAGUGUCGAUACCUGUUAUUCACUCUUCAUCCCAGUACCUUCAUUGAUUUCUGUCCGUGGCGUCCAUUGUGAGCUGGGAAUCUGAGAUCUCUAGAUACAUUUCAGCUUAAAGCGAUCAAUUCGAUACUGAAAACUUAUCUUCGUAGCACGAUGUGACAGAAUAGAUUGUGCUCGCUAACGUUCAUAUUGAGCACUCCUGUGAGUAGAAGUCAUUGUGAACAGAUCUGAAACGGACAACGCCAUGGGAGGGGUGAAUAGCCAAAGUAUGUUUCUAAUUUUACCAGAUCAAAUAGACUAUGUGAAGAAAUUAUUACUGUUUCAUUAAGCGUGAGAAUUUUAAACGUUUUUGUUUUUCACACGAUCUAAGUACUUUUGUAUCCCGUUUACAACACCAAGACGUUGGGGCAUUGAGUAAUUUCUUCGGGCAAGUUCGCCGACGCCGCUGUCCCUGAGCCAAAGUCCGAAGGUGCCCGUACGUCUAUGAGCUUACUUAAGGCUCUUCAAAAAACAAUAUUUCAAACGACAGAUGGAAAGGAGUUGUUUGAGGAGGCGCGCGAUCGUGUGUGGAAGCGUUUUAAAUUUAAGAACACCAGAUCUGCAUUUUUAUUUUUUUCUUGUAGUAACAUAUUCGUUCCAUUUUUGCAGAAAUCCAAACAUUCCCAACUGUGGAAAAAAAUGGAGAUAACCGGUGUUCUCUCGAUGGAACUCGUCGAUCACGUGUUUUCCAAAUUUUGUCAGCAAAGUUUUGCGAAAGAAAACAUCUUACACUUGAUGGAACAGUUUGGUUUGAUUGCCAAGUGUGCGUUGCCUAUAAAUGAUGUGAAGUACUUUGUUCCAGCCCAACUACGUUCACAACCUGGACGACUUUGCCAUUUAAAACCAGCCCUGACAGACCCAUGCCCGUUAUAUCUUCAGUUUCCAUCUGGAUUUGUUCCACACGGACUUUUUACGCAACUCGUAUCUCGUUGUACCAGAUGGUGUUCCAAAAGUGAAUUCAAGGAGGCGCCCAGACUCUUUGAUGGGGUAGCCAGGUUUACACUGGUAUCAAAGGAUUUUACUCACCAGCUAAUCUGUAUUCGCCAGAAAAGCUUCAUUAAGUUUGUUUUACGUCAUUUUCAAACGCAGCAGUGUCAAGAAGCUCCACUGACUGAAACUGAAGAAAUGGCCGCUCUCGUGUGGAGAUUUCUAAAACAGACAAUGACUUCUUUGUUGGAUGAGUGGCCCUACUUGACCAGUUUGGAAUAUCACUGGUGUGUCGAAUGUACCGACUGUUCUGAGGAACACGUCACGUGUGAUAGCCAUGGUAAAGUGGCAUGCAGGCACGAUGAUUGUUCGUGCCUUCUUAAAAUUCUACAAGACGGGCAAAUGAACAAUUGCCCAAAGAGCUUCGGCAAUAAAACCACGAAUGUUCCAGGUCUAGAAAAAUGGUUUCCCAUCAAAGGUGAGGAAAACCUGUAUGUAACCACUAGAAAUUUGCAUGUUUGCCUGACUUUCGUUGCACCAAAUACGUCGAUAUUUUUCGUUCAGGUCGUCUUAGCCAUGAAUAAUUUGUUUUGGUCAUAUAAAACUGUUUCCUAAAAGCAAGUACACAAUUAACGGUAGAGGCCCAAAAUGUGGAUGUCACAUAUUUUAAUAAGAAUGUUCGCCAUUGGUGCAUCAGUAAACAACACCCUAUAAUAUAUAUAUUUAACGAUAAACAAAUCGAUUUUGGAUGUGAGUCUGUAGCACAAGGAACAAAGUUACUCGAUUCUUGGUCAAUUUCUUGCUUAUCAGGCUUACCUAUCGGGAACUUUUUGUUGUAUAUGACACUGUCUUAAUUUGACAAGGGCAGUAACAACAGAUUAUUCCUUUUGCUGAUGCCUCAGUUACCACAGUUGUCCUUCCAAGACGCCGUUGUGAGAGUCGCACCCUCCCCCUUCUUCAAAGUCCAGAUACAAAGGCGAACGAGUGAUAAAAGGCGUUAAGUCGCAAUUGUAGAGGAAACGCUUGUAAUGACGCAAUCAAGAGUCUGAAAUUUUCCUACUUUUGUCGGAAGACAAACUUUAUUAAACUUGGCAAAAAAUCCCACCACAAGUUAUUCUGUUAGGUCAUGUUACCCUUCCGCGAAAACUCUGCAAUGAAAAGCAACAGGGAAAAUUAUAGUUAUACCCAAACAUUGUUUCACAGAAGGGUGUAAGGCAAAGGGCACAACGCCAGUUGUGACAAUGCCAGAGGAUGAACCCAGGUCCAGAACACAAGUCAACCACUAGGAAUCGUGCCCCGCUUCGUUCCCCUCAGGCUAAAUAUUCUUACUUUUCUGCCGAUUUAAGGCUGAAAGUAUUCCUGUAUUAUUCUUAGUUUAUAGCGUAUGAUAUUUCCCUUUUGGAGUAUUAUAAUUUUAAUACACAUUCUUUUUCAUGUAGAUGUUCGCCCAGGUCAUCAUCUUGGAAACGACUUUGUCUACAAAAUGACUGCUCUUCCAAGAGGGAUUGCACUGAUCAUUAACAACGAGUUGUUUGCAGAUGAUACUGAACAUGGCAGACAAACACCACGCCACGGCUCAGAAGAAGAUGUACGUCAAGUAAAAGAAAUGUUCAGCGCUCUGGGAUUUGAGGUACACAUUAGAGAGAAUCAUACAAAAACAGAGAUGUUGAACGAGGUGGACUUUUUUGCAUACGAAAAGGACCACAGUGACUACGAUUGUUUUGUGCUCUGGCUCAUGAGUCAUGGAAGGAGUGGCGAGGUGUUUGGCUCUGAUGGUGUUCCGUUGCCAAUCCAGACAAUAAAAGACAUGCUUUCCAACGCCAGCUGUGCAACACUAAGGGGAAAACCAAAGCUCCUUUUUGUCCAAGCAUUCAAAGGGGAUAAAGAGGACGGAGGGGUUAACGUCGUGACUAAUGCAUGUGGUUCGCCCCCUGUUCAAAUGCCUUCUCCCUGUCCUGAUUCGCCGAUUGAUGAAACGAAAAGUCCUUCACCGGAGAGGAUGGUUUGGCAAACAGAUUUCCUAACUGUGUACUCAACAGUUGAGGGAUACGUGUCAUACGGAUUUCCUAGCCUAGGAAGCAAUUUUGUUCGUGCAAUUGGGAAAGUUUUUCGAGAACAUGUUGCUCACGACCACCUCGUUAGCCUCCUGACCAAAGUAAUCAAAAGAGUCAGCGACAUGGAAUCAAUAGAAAACGCCCGCAAAUUUAAACAAGCACUUCAAUUUGAAACCACCCUUGUUAAAGAACUUUGGUUUUAAUUAUGACAAUGAGUGUGAGUGUGCUUUUUGCUUAUAGCUACUAACCCUCUUAAAAUCCUGUUGUUCUCAAACUGCAAGAGUUUUGCAGAGAAUUAUGCUAGAAAGAUGUAAAUCCCAACUGACUAGGGUAAAUAGAGGCCAUCAUUAUAACGGAUACACUUUUGUAAGGCGUUUUAAGCACUCUUAAGUAUAGUUCCUUUACAAAGGCCUGUUGCUGUGUUCUAAGUUGAUGACGUUUUCAAAAAAUCUGGAGCUAGCCCACUGCACAUUGGGAAAUUUAAAUAACGCAUUUUUUGAUUUAUUAUUGCCAUUUUUCUUAAAAUCCUUUCCAGGAAAAUAUGCCUACAUUUAGCAAAUUGAGCGAGUCGAAAUAAUCAGGGAU
Messenger RNA from Porites evermanni, 5976 nucleotides. The record is from the annotation of a GenBank genome assembly. NCBI's taxonomy places the organism in Eukaryota, Metazoa, Cnidaria, Anthozoa, Scleractinia, Poritidae.